AUGCACAUCUCUUUUGGCUGGAGCAGCUGGUCCAUUCAGAGCGAGUGGAGUCGCCCAGAGGAAGCGACACAAUUUCCUUCCCUUCAUCUAUUAAAAUAUUCCGAUUUUAAUAAGGCAUUUAAAUAAAACUAUAAGUAUGUCAUAUAAUCGUAUGGAAACGCCUAAGGACCUAAGCGAAAUGCAAAGGCCCAUAAAUAAUGGAGAGCGAUAUCCACCAAUACCCUUACCACCGCCGCCGUCUCUGGGAACGGAGAGUAAGCAAGGAAUGCAUAUAAACCCAUCGACAUAUUUGGAUUCUGCACCGAUUAUAAUAAACAAUUCAACGGUGUUGGUGGUGGAGGGACAGGACGAGAGUCUCGAUACAAAGAACCUAAUCUUCAAUGACCAAACUAUAAGAAAGGGCUUCAUACGUAAAGUGUACUUAAUACUGUUGACCCAGCUGCUCUUCACCUGUGGUGUUAUCUGCAUUUUCAUGUACCAUGGGCCAACCAAACUAUUUGUGCGCAACAACCCAAUUGUGGUGAUGGUGGCUAUGGUCGUGAAUCUAGUCGUUCUCAUCUCGAUGGCUUGCUGUGAGACGACUCGACGACAUUUUCCUGUAAAUUUUAUAUGCCUGGGCCUGUUCACGGUGACCAUGUCCCUGAUGCUCGGUGGCGUAGCUAGUUUUAUGGACGCGAAUCUUGUGCUCAUAGCUGUGGGCAUCACGGCUUUGCUGGUGGCUGCCCUGUCCAUAUUUGCCAUUCAAACGAAAUACGAUUUCACAGCCAUGGGCGGCGUUCUAAUCGCAAUUGUUAUAAGCCUCCUGAUUCUGGCCUUUGCCGGCGCAUUUCUACGUCAAACUUUCGGAGAGACAGCGUUUGCCUGCCUAGGCGCACUCUUCGGCAGCUUUAUGCUAAUCUAUGACACUCAACUGAUUAUUGGGGGCACGCAUAAAUAUCAAUUCAAUCCAGAGGACUAUAUAUUUGCUGCAUUAACUUUGUAUAUCGAUGUGGUACGCAUCUUUUUGUAUAUCCUGCGUUUCAUGGCUAGGAAGUAAGUCCUUAUGAUAUUUGGCUAUUAGGCUAAAUUCAACUACUAUGAUCGAUAUUAUACAACUGAAUGUAUAUCUAUGUGAAUUUAUUAUUAAUUGUAUACUAAAGAAAGGUGUAGUGCCAUAAUUUAAGGGCCAUCAAAUGGCAUUUAAAUUACCAACCAAAAUGUUUAAUCAA
Messenger RNA from Drosophila navojoa, 1208 nucleotides. RefSeq names its product protein lifeguard 1. NCBI's taxonomy places the organism in Eukaryota, Metazoa, Arthropoda, Insecta, Diptera, Drosophilidae. The record is from RefSeq and is a predicted model, not a curated record. Gene Ontology annotation, cellular component: membrane.